Penicillium pulvis is the source of this 1227-nucleotide messenger RNA. Its product is annotated as Pfs NACHT and Ankyrin domain protein. The coding region runs from base 1 to 1227 and encodes 408 amino acids. The record is from RefSeq and is a predicted model, not a curated record. Gene Ontology annotation, biological process: nucleoside metabolic process. NCBI's taxonomy places the organism in Eukaryota, Fungi, Ascomycota, Eurotiomycetes, Eurotiales, Aspergillaceae. Gene Ontology annotation, molecular function: catalytic activity. The transcript has 2 exons.
AUGCCCUCUUAUAGAGCCCUCGACAGCCCGAACUCCUAUGCAAUCGCGUGGAUCGCUGCUCUUCCGAUCGACCGAGCUGCUGCAGGAGCGAUGCUCGAUGAAGAACAUGCAGCUCCAAUAGGCUUCAAUCGACACCCAACAGACGCGAACGUUUAUAUGUGGGGCCGCGUGGGAGACCAUAACAUCGUCAUUGUCUCCCUGACUUCUGGAGUGUACGGAACCACCUCGGCUGCGACCACAGCGUCGAGCCUGCUUGCCUCUUUACCAUCAAUUAAUAUUGGUCUUUUGGUGGGAAUAGGCGGCGGCAUCGCUCGACCGGAAGAGGACCACGAUAUUCGGCUAGGUGACGUUGUCGUGAGCCAGCCCAGUAGGGCCACGGGGGGAGUCUGCCAAUACGACCUAAUGAAAGCAGAGGCUGGUGACAUGCCUGAUCGCAGUAGUUUUCUCGGACGGCCUCCGACAGUUCUCCUCAAUGCGCUUGCAAGCAUCCAGGCCGAUCACGAGCGAAAGGACUCAAAGGUUCCCUGCUUCCUUCAGGAAAUGCUGGAGAGGAACCCGAAGAUGGGCAAGAGGUCCAAGCAAAAUCCCGGCUAUCUUCAUCAGGGCUUCAAAAAUGACCGCCUGUUCAAAGCUUCAUGUGGCCAUACCCCUGGCCCGGACUGUCGGGGCUGCGACACGGCUGAUGAGAUCCAACGCGACCUUAGAGACACUACCGACCCUGAAAUCCACUAUGGGACCAUCGCAUCCGGCAACACACUCGUUAGAGAUGCCAUUCUGCGCGAUCGCAUUGUUUCCGAUAUUGGAGAGGAUUGCGUCUGCUUUGAGAUGGAAGCGGCCGGCUUGAUGAACCGCUUUCCUUGUCUUGUGAUCCGAGGGAUCUGUAACUACGCCGAUGCUCACAAAAAUGAUCGGUGGAAACGAUACGCCUCGGCGACCGCCGCUGCCUAUGCCAAGGAGUUUCUGGCGUACAUACCACCCGUAGAGGUCCAAGAGACCAAGAGGGCACUGGAAGAGCUUUACUUGGUCAAGGAACAGGUUGAUGGCUUGCAGCAGACAAUGAUAGUAACACAAGCUACAAUUGAGUCCAUCAAGUCUGAUCUUCGUGAUGACAAUACCAGGCUCAGGCUUUGUCCUCCAGCUCCCUCUACAAACACAAGCCACGCUAGAAUGCUCCGCCAUGGAGAGACAGGCGCUUGGCUCCUAGAAGGCCCCGUCUGCCAGUCAUAG